CCCUCCGAGGCGGCGGGCGGGUGAGGCAGGAGAGCGAGCUGCGCCGAUUACAGCCGCGCAGAGACGCACUGAGGGUUGUCCCCCGUGGAAACUGCACACUCACCGCGGCGAGGAGCGCUAAUUAUACUGCGCUUGUUACCACCGCGUCUUGUUAAUAUUCCGGCAGCUGCUCCAGCAAGAUAAUGAUGGCUCCAGCCCGGGCGGCUGCACAGAUAGAUGUGAAAAAUCAGUGAGGACACAGUUCCCGGAAUAUUUGUCCUCCGCACACAGAGCGAAGCCUGGCGGAGUGGAGCGUUCGCCCCGCGGCCGGCGGAGACAGAAGCGUCGCGCGGCUGCGUGUUAGCACACUCGAGCGUGGCUGGGGACCCUCGCCUGCGUGUCCUCAGGCGGGUGUGGGGCUCCGCGCGUCAGGCUGGGUCUUUGCAGACCCAGCGCCCCGCCCCCCGUGUCUGAGGUCUAUUUUGGGUUAAUCGUGUUGGGUUGUGCAGGAGGGCAUCUAGAAACCUCCGCCGCCGACACCAAGCCUCCCCGCCUGCCUCUCUCCGCAAGGCUACUGCCCUUGGCCGUCUUGCUGUGCACACGGAUUUAAAAAUUGCUGUUAUGACAAUGAGGCUUUUUCAUAACUUUGAACGUGAGAUAAAACGAUACUGGACUAGUGGUUUCCAGAACAACCGUGCGCUCCGAUUACAGCCGCAGAAACCCUUCUCAUGACAAACACGUCCACGGGCUCGGGUCUAACUUGCCGGGAGCAAAGCAAUGCCUGGUGUCAUUUAAAAGAAAUACUUUUUACUUGGAAAUAAGUACAGAUUCACAGGAAGUUGCCAAGCCAGAGAGCGCGGAGGUCCCCACGAACGCCAUCCGUGGCAUCUUAUGUAACACGGCCGUGGUGUGCACCGGGCAAGCCCCGCGUCUAGCUCUCCGGUGCUGGUCACACGGGCGGGUCCCCGCGGCCACCACGAGCUAGACUCAGGUCUGCUUCAGGAGGAAGACUCCCACCGGUCUUCCCGGUCUCCCCUCCCACCCGCCUCCUGCUGCAGCGCCCUCACCCCUGCCGCCGGGAAUCUGUUCUCCGACUCGGGGAUGCUGUCAUUUCAAGAAUGUUCUAUAAAUGGAAACAUACUGUGUGUGACCUUUUGCGAUCUGCUCCAUUCGCUUGGUGUGAUGCCCCAGAGACCCAGCCAGGGCGUUGUGCGUGUGGACGGUUAUUUUUACUGCUGAGUGUGUCCCACGGUGGUCUGGCCGGACCGCAGCGUGUUCGUAGGACAUUUUUGUGGUUUCCAGCUUGCCCGUUCCGAGUGAAGUUGUCAGGAUGAUUGUGCACAGGUUUUCCUGUGGACCCAAGUCUCCAUUUCUCCGCGAUGGAUGCCCAGGAGUCGGUGGCGGGGCCGUGUGGUCGGGGCAGGCUCUUCCUGCGGGCUGCUCCUCGGGGCGGCUGCUCUAGCUGGCGUUCCCACCGGCAGCGGUUUUUUCCACUGGAGCUCGCGAAGCCCUGGACAUUUUGGGCCGUGAACGCUGUGCCUUCCUGCCCAGCGGCCCUGCCUUCGGGUGUUGCCAAUACCUGCAGUCUGUGCCGAAGCUGGUUUCAAGCAGCUGGUGGCCCGCAGAGCCCAGAAUCCACCGUUUUCUCCAGGAGGUUUGUGUCAAGGAUGAGGACUCACACUCGUCACGAACCGAAUCUGUGUGCGGCCGCGGGGACCUCGCACACCGUGAGCACGACAGCAGGCUGUAGGGGUGGCAGAUGGCAGGUUCAGAGACGGCGCUGUGCGGACAGGGUUCGAGCGAGCCCUCCACAGGGCUUGAAGCUCUCAAGACGGCCGAGCCCUGGAAACACCCGUCACCGUGCCGUGAGCUCAGGCUUCGUCCUUCCCGCACGUCAGCAGAGCCUGACCGAUCACGAGCAGUCACUCCCUUCUCUGGUGGCCGAGUUGUCUGCUGCUGCGAAACAAAAGCUGGCUGGCUUGAACGAGGACCCCCUCAUCUCACGGCGUGCGUCCGUCCGUGAGUCAGGGCCUCGGGAGCUGGGCUGUCUGGCUCAGGGUCUCUCCAGAGGUUGUGGCCGAGACGUCGGCCGAGGCCCGGGCCACCUGCAGGCUGGACGGGGGCUGGAGGGUCCCCAAGUUGGCCCGCUCGCGCCGAGUGGGCGGGCGGCCCCAGGUCCUCGCCCCAUGGACUCUCCCGGGGCUGGUCCCCCCGGGGCGAGCCGUCCGGGGGGACACAGGGCAGCUGCGUGAACCGAUCUCGGGCGGAGCGCACACUGCCCUCGUCGGCAGCGCGUCACCAAGAAGAUCCCGCACUGGAGGGGAGAAGUGUCGCAGAAUGUGGGGACGUGACCGAAGCCGCCGCUUCCCGUAUCCGGAGGGGAACGGUGCCAACAGCAGUGUGUCCGUCACCUCCUGCUGAUGGGCAAAGCCCAAGGAGAUGACACAUCCCCCAGGGCCCCUUCUGAUCCGUAGACAGUGGUGACGGUGGACAAAGACCGUGGAAGGCCGCCUGGUGCACGAGGGACCGAGACGUUGGCCUGGAACCGGUAGCCCCGAACUCUGACUGGGGUGGAGUCACCCGGGAGGUUUUGAAAUGCCGCCGCCCAGGCCCCAGACGGGAGAGCCAGUGUCCUGGUGGCCAGCGGUGAGAGCCCGUCGCUGAGCCCAAGCGGGUGGACGCUGCUUCGGGGUGCCCCGGCUGGGUACGACCUCCUGGGUAGGACCGUGCUCCCCUCUCCCCGGCUGCGUGCCAGACGGAGGCUGUGGUUACCGUCAGGCGUCCGGGUCCUCUCUGUGGCUGCCGGAUGGUCGUUCCCAGACGUGGCUGGAGUCCCCAGGAGCACAGAGCCUGACUGCUGGGCUGGACGCCGGGCAGAGAGGCUGUGGCUGCCAGCUGGGCCCGCGCUCUGCUCUCCCGAUGACACCUGAGUGCUGUCCGGCCAGCCCGUGUGGUGACCAGGUGGCGGCCAGGUCACUGCUUCUACACACUUCCCGAGGUCAGUUCUUGGUCGGCAGCCCUGCAGCCCCCCUAACGCACCAGCUUCCGCCGCCCCCGAGGCCCUUCUUUGGCGGCUCCUUUCCUGAGCGGUUUGGACAGCCUGAACCGUUCAUGUUGUUCUAUUCUGCCUGGGACCACGGAGCCCGAGGCCACGGGGGUCCCCACGCCCACGCUGUCUCAUCCCCAGGGUGCACUUGGUCCCGGUCCCGUGGCUCAAAGAGAUUCAUUAAAUUGGGGAAUCUUAAUUUCUA
Molecule: messenger RNA, 3230 nt
Organism: Leopardus geoffroyi (Geoffroy's cat)
Lineage: Eukaryota; Metazoa; Chordata; Mammalia; Carnivora; Felidae
Exons: 4
Coding region: 1359-2231 (290 amino acids)
Source: RefSeq, a predicted model, not a curated record